Molecule: messenger RNA, 2213 nt
Organism: Candoia aspera
Lineage: Eukaryota; Metazoa; Chordata; Lepidosauria; Squamata; Candoiidae
Gene: ERG28
Product: ergosterol biosynthesis 28 homolog
Exons: 5
Coding region: 165-587 (140 amino acids)
Cellular component (GO): endoplasmic reticulum; membrane
Molecular function (GO): protein-macromolecule adaptor activity
Source: RefSeq, a predicted model, not a curated record
UGGUGAGGAGGGGGUUGCAUGGGAAUAGCAAAGGGACGCGACUUGCAUGGUAGGAAUUAGGUGGCGGGGCAAGAUGGCUAGCACUGUAAGAAUUGAGGGGAGCAAGGAGACAGACAUUCGGAGAGCAUUCCUAAAAUUCUAUAUUGUGUCUUGCCACUUCCAAGAUGAGCCGGUUCCUGAACGUACUUCGUAGCUGGCUAGUUAUGGUGUCCAUUAUAGCCAUGGGGAACACAGUGCAAAGCUUCAGAGACCACGGCUUCCUUUCUGAGAAACUGUACACAGGCAAGCCAAACCUCGUAAAUGGUCUCCAAGCUCGAACCUUUGGCAUUUGGACCUUAUUGUCUUCUGUGAUCCGCUGCUACUGUGCCAUUGAUAUCCGCAACAAGACCCUCUAUAACAUCACACUUUUGACCUUCUUCAUUGCCCUGGGCCACUUCCUCUCUGAGGUGUUUAUUUAUGGCACAGCAGCUGCAACGAUUGGUGUCCUGGCACCCCUAAUGGUGGCAAGUUUCUCCAUCCUGGGGAUGCUGAUUGGGCUACAGUAUCUGGAGGUAGAAGCCACAUCACAUAACAAGAAGCAGAAUUGACAUUACAGCUCCUGUCCUCUGAUCUGCCCACCAGUCAUCUUCUAGUGUCUACCAUACUAUCUUCCUGAUCUUCUGUUCUCAGCCUGUAUUGUACAAGGCAGUCAGAAUAUUCUUGGAUUUCCCUGCUGGUUAUUUUUGUUCCCAUUUGAUUUUUAUAUGAGCAGACAAUGGCAGAAAGGUAGUUUUGAACAGUUGCUCCAAACUGGGUAUGGGAAGCAGUAUCUUAAAGCAUCAUGAGAUUGGGUGGUAGAAAGGCCUCACAAGUUGUACCAAGUGAAGGUUAUAGAUUCCCUCCCCUGACAUACUGACAGCAAAUAAUAGAAAAAGCAGUGUUGCCCAAAAUUUGCUGAGGGAGGGCAUGUCAAUAUCUCCAUGGCACUCUUGAGUAGCUCCGUGACACUCAGCACAGUUGUCUUUAAGGGUGGUUUGCCAUAAAUGAAAGGGGUGUGAGGAAGAAGAUUCAGAUAAUCCCUCAUGCCUGAGCUUAGCCCAAAGCACCUUAUACGUUCUUCUUCCUGAAGACUAAAGAGCGAGCCUUGGCCCUUUUUUCCCUUAAUGGACUACUUGUUUAGGUAACUGCUUUCUUCUGUCUUCUAGUUCCUGUUCCUUUUUUCUGAAGAUAGCACAAUUCAUUUAAUUGCUGUUCUUUUGUGAAUAUAUAUGAGAACUGGAACAGUCUAGGCAAAGGAACGAAAUGUACAUAACAAGCCAAUAUAUAUAUAUUAAAAAAAAUAAGGCUUUGGAGUGACAAUUCUUGUUUAAAAAAAAGGGCUGCCAAGGGCAUAGAACAAAUAAGUAGCUUCUACUCCUGUAGAAAGAGGCCAACAUGUCAUUGUGAUGACUGCUAUUGUGGUUGUACAAAGUCCUAUCUGGUUCUGUCUUUCCACAAUGGAAUGGACAUUAGUAAUGAAAUGGAUUCUCCCUCUGAUCCUAUAGCCUCCUACAUAGUCACCAAAUUUUGUUUUUAUCUGUUUUUAUUCUAAUUUUUAAAUUGGUGGUUUUAAUGGCUUUUACAUAUUCUUGAUUAUUACUAUGUAUGCUGCCCAGAGUAACUAUGUGAGAUGGGUAGCUAUACAAAUGUGAUUAAUUAUCUGGAACAGAUUUGGGAAAUACAAAGAACACAGAAGAAUGCAAUCCUGUAUUGCAUGAGCAAAAGUCUUCUCGUUUCAGAUGGAAGUAGCCCACAAUUAAGUAUUUAUCUACCUCUCUUUACCAGAGUACCAUAUGUUAACGGACUGUCUUCAGCUUGGGCAUAUUUUGGCUGUGAGAAUGUCAUCUGAAAUAGCUAGGUGGAACUGUAUUAAUACCAAUUACACUAGCUGUCAAUUUGCUACCAAGCCCAAAGUUUCAGAUUCAAAUACUUGAAGGAGUGGUUUCUCCUAUGUUUAUCUACUUGUGCAUUAUCUUCAGAUGAGACCUUUCUCUUUCAUACCUAAAGAGAUAUAUCAUACAUCCAAGACAGAGAGGGCCUUUUGGUGAUGGCAUCCUUUUCAGCAGUGCACUGUGGAGGUACAGUUUACAUCAACAUGGUAUUAACAUGUUUUAUUUCUCCAGCUAUCUUAACUUGAAAUCAUUCUUCGCAGUUGGUUGAAUGUGUCUCUCAAUUAUACUAAUGUUUGUUGCUUU